CGGACCUUUACCACCAAGGCAUUGUCACACGCCACUGUCAGAACAUUUGCCAUGGAAAAUCAGUAUCCAGCAAGACGCUUUGCGCCCCUGAGCAAAGGCAAGGGUCAUGACGUCGUUGACGGCAGCAUGGUAUUGAAGGGAAUUGUCUUUGAUGUCGAUGGGACACUUUGCGAGUGAGUUCUCACCCACUACUUUUGAAACCGGUUUGAAAGAGGCUAGUCAUGAGGAAAUGAUGGAAUUCAAUACUCAACCAUAGCGAGCCUUGCUGACGAGAACGCUGGCCGCAAAAUUAUAUGUUCGGCGAAAUGCGCCGCGCGCUGUCUAUAGAGAAGGGGGAGGACAUCCUAGACCAUGUGUAUAGUCUCCCUGAGGCCGAGCAGAAAGAAGCGCACAAGAAAAUUGAAGAUAUUGAGAGCGAUGCCAUGAGAAAGCAAAUCCCUCAAGCUGGACUGGUAACGCUCAUGGAACACCUGGAUGCAAAUGACAUCAAGAAGGGAAUCUGCACGAGAAACUUCAACACUCCGGUCGAGCAUCUCUUGACCAAUCAUCUGCCUGGUCACAUCAAUACCUUUGCUCCCAUCGUCACCAGAGACUUCCGCCCACCCAAGCCAUCCCCCGCCGGAAUCCUGCACAUUGCAAAACAGUGGGGUAUCAUCAGCGAGUCAGACGUAGCAGAGAAUGGUCGUCCUGUUGCCAAAAGACCUCUUCCAUUGAUUAUGGUUGGUGACAGUAUUGACGACAUUAUUGCUGGACAUGAUGCCGGAGCCGCUACCGUGUUGCUCAGGAGCGAAGGUAAAGAAGAUCUCGAAAAAGAUCCCAGAACCGACCUGGUCAUCAGCAGAUUGGACGAGCUCAUCGAUGUGCUUGAGAAGGGCUUUGAAAGCAGACAACGAUAAUCAUGUUAUACGUGUUUUCACGAGCUGAUGACACUGCAGACUGAUUGAAGGCAUCGAAAUUUUGAUCAGAGACGGUCGUGGAGACCUGAUACAUAAAGAUAUACAUACUAAGCUAUACACAUAUCGCUCAGAGC
Messenger RNA from Aureobasidium pullulans EXF-150, 1030 nucleotides. Its product is annotated as HAD-like protein. The coding region runs from base 306 to 896 and encodes 196 amino acids. The transcript is spliced from 2 exons. Lineage: Eukaryota; Fungi; Ascomycota; Dothideomycetes; Dothideales; Saccotheciaceae. The record is from RefSeq and is a predicted model, not a curated record.